Hippoglossus stenolepis (Pacific halibut) is the source of this 5186-nucleotide messenger RNA. RefSeq names its product integrin alpha-M. The record is from RefSeq and is a predicted model, not a curated record. Gene Ontology annotation, cellular component: external side of plasma membrane; integrin complex. Gene Ontology annotation, biological process: cell-matrix adhesion; cell-cell adhesion; integrin-mediated signaling pathway. NCBI's taxonomy places the organism in Eukaryota, Metazoa, Chordata, Actinopteri, Pleuronectiformes, Pleuronectidae. Gene Ontology annotation, molecular function: integrin binding.
UAAAAAGCGCACAGGAAGUGUUGCACAUAGGGUACAUAAGUCUCAAGCAGCACCAUCUUUAGCCUUGAGAAGAUUGAUGUGGAAGAUGAAAGACCAGCGUCAUAUUUUCCUGCUCACCUACAUGGUGGCGCUUGCCGCCCCUCUUUCUUUGGCUUUCAACAUUGAUGCAACAAAUCCCGAUGUCUAUGCUGGUGAAAAGAAAGAUUUCUUUGGAUACAAAGUGCUUCAGUUCAUGUCUGGCACAAACAAAGGGAUAAUCGUCACUGCGCCGCUGCAGCUCAAUGGAUCUGGAGGAGUAUGCAGACCUGACCAAAACCAAAGCACCCAGUGUUUCAAUGCUGAAGACAUUACUGUGAAAAACGAAACAUUACCAGUGAAGCUCCUCGGCCUGUCAAUCGCCGCAGACUCCACAAGCUCCCAGUUCAUUGUUUGCAGCCCAAGUGUAGCCCAUGAAUGUAAUGAAAACUCCUAUCUGAACAGUGUGUGUUACAAGAUGACACAUAGUCUUCAGACAAUCUCCUCUUUCACUCCUGCUUUCCAAGAAUGUACCAAAAAGACAGUGGACCUUGUCUUUCUUUUUGAUGGAUCAGGCAGUAUGACCGGAGCUGAGUUCAACAAAAAUAAAGAUUUCAUAGUGGAUAUAAUGGACAGCCUUAAGAACACAUCAAUCAAGUUCUCAGCAGUUCAGUUCUCCUCAAACCACAGGACGGUAUUUGACUUCAACAACUAUCAAGAUGGCAGCCUCUUGAAACGUGAGAACGAACUCUACAUGGAAGCUCUGACUAACACAUGGAGCCUCGAAUUUGUGAUGAAAAAUAUCUUGGAAAACCCAGCUGCAGGUGCCUCUCCUGAUGCAAUUAAAGUUCUGGUAAUAAUCACAGAUGGCGAUCCCAGUGACAGAGACUAUGGGAUUAUUGAAGAAUAUAAUGACAAACAGAUCAUUCGCUUUGUCAUUGGGGUCAAAGAUGCUAAGUUAGACAAAUUCACAGCCAUUGCUUCAAAACCAGCAGACCAAUAUGCCUUCAAAAUCGAGAACUACAACGGACUGAAAGGAAUACUGGAAAAGUUUCAAAAAAGGAUUUUUAAAAUGGAAGGCUCCAGUGUGGCUCGGGGAGGAGACUUGACGGAUGAAAUGGCUCAGAGUGGAUUCAGUGCUGUCUUCUAUAACAAUACAUUGAUCCUGGGUUCAGUGGGCUCAAAGAGCUGGGGGGGCUCUCUCCAAGAGUUCCAUGAAGGAAAAGAAACAAAGAUUGAAGAUCCACCAAUGAAGAAGGACUCCUACAUGGGAUACUCCAUUUCUGUUGGCAAGAGGGACACUGCUUCUCUAUACUUUGCGGGUGCACCAAGAUUUGAGCACACAGGACAGGUCGUACUUUUCAGACGUGAUGGUGGUAAUUGGGCCGCAGCCCAAACACUAAAUGGUACCCAGAUUGGCUCCUACUUUGGUGCAGAGCUGUGCUCAGUAGAUAUCGACUCAGAUGGUAACACUGACUUCCUGUUGGUGGGAGCUCCCCUGUUCUAUCAGCCCCAUGAGAAGAAAGAAGGCCGGAUCUAUGUCUACAUACUUUCUGAGAAGAUGCAACUGGAAAUUGUACUAAAUGUGACAGCACCAUCCAUGGGCAGAUUUGGCACCACCAUUUCCAGCCUUGCGGAUCUUAAUGGAGACGAACUCCGAGACGUUGCCGUUGGAGCCCCCCUUGAGGAUGAUAACAGAGGGGCUGUGUACAUCUACCUUGGUGACAGACACAAUGGCAUACGCAGCACUUUCAGCCAGAGAAUCAUGGGACAGGAAAUUAGACCUGAGAUGAGAUUCUUCGGACAGGCCAUUGAUGGGGACAUUGACCUCGGAGAGGACGGACUUCCAGAUAUUUUGAUUGGAUCACAGGGCAUGGCUGUUGUCUUGAGGUAUGGAUACUGUCCUGGCCCUGUCUUCAACGCCAUCGCACACUCCUCUUUUCUUCCUGAGGAAAUAAGCACCGAGAAGAUUAACUGUGUGGACACAGAUGAAAAGUUACCCAUGGGAACCUUAAAAGUCUGCUUUGAAAUGGUAGAGCACAAGAGCACCGGUAAGGACCGGACAAUGAACUGCAGACUGAACAUCUCAUACAUGCUUACCGAUCCAGUGAGACAAACCUACCGAGGUUUCUUAAAUGACAAGACAGCCAGGAGUCUUACUUCCACCUGCAACCUGACGGCUAAUGAAACUUGCUUGAGCUCCGUCAACAUGCCUAAAUGUCUGAAAGACAUUUCACCCAUCAGCAUCAAAUUCAACUUUUCCCAAGCCGACAGUGAGAGUGCGAGUGCCGCCUGGAACGUGGGAUACAGAAGGUUUGAUACUGUUGAGGUUCCCUUUGAAAAGCAAUGUGCAAAAAACGACAGCUGUGUUGCUGAACUCGAGGUGGAUUUCAACUUCACGACCCCGACCUUAUUGGUGGCAGAAGAUAACUACUUCAACGUGACUGUAAAACUGUCCAAUUAUGGUGAUGACUCGUACAACACCAGCCUCACAAUGUACUAUCCCCCUGGCCUCUCCUUCUCCAGGAUGACUAUUACAGAGGCGACUAGACCAACGCUCCACAGCUGUCAUGAUCUUGAAGGGGUGCUUGACAAAACUGUGUGCGGUGUCAGCCUUCCUGUGUAUCGCAGCAGAUCUGCUGCAACGUUCAUAACUUCUUUCUACAUCAUGACCGAGUACGAGUGGAACGACACAAUCGUGAUGACCGUUACUGGAAGAAGUGAUAACGCGAACAUCACCGAGAACAAUACCCCGACCAAAAGCAUCCCAGUGCAAUUUGAAAUUAAAAUGGGACUAACAGUGAGAGAAGGCACCACCACAUAUCUGAACUUCACAGCAGAAGAGGCUGCACCUAAAAAAAUGGAGAUUAUAUAUAAGAUUGAUAAUCCAAGUUUUAAGGCUUUUCCUGUCAACGUGUCUCUGUUCUUCCCAACGCAACUGGAACAUAACUUUGAACUGAAGGAUUAUCAAGUGUCUGUCCAGCAGAACAAAACUCAAUGCAGAAUCACUGAUCUCAAAGCUGAUCACUGCUCGGCAGACUUACACUGGAAAAUCAUUGCAUGUGACACAUUCAUCCUGGACAAAGCGUCAACCACUGAGUUCACAUUGUCAGGAGAUGCACAUUUUAGGGAUCUCAAAAAGCAUGCCGAGAAUAUUGCCCUUCUGAAACGAUACACCGGAGACAGCGGGGAGGUGAAAUUCAAAAGCUUCAUAGGUGUUGAAUUUGACAGGCGACACUACGUGCUGGAUUCUCGUAAACAAGAGAGAAAAGAUGGAUUCAUGGAGACGUCUCAUAAAACUUGCUCAUGGAAAGACAACGAUCCAACCAUGAAAUGGAGUGAAGUUCGGGUUGAGUUCAUAAUUAUCCCCAAUCAACUGCUGAUCAUCUUAACUGGAGUUGGAUUGGGUUUGUUGUUUCUCAUCAUAACCACAAUCAUCAUGUGUAAGCUUGGUUGCUUCAAGAGGAAGACGUUUUAUGAAGAAGAGGAGACAGAUGCUGUUCUUCAGGCUGACACUCCCUAUGAGUUUGCCUUUGACCCCAUAGUAGUCAGCCAAUUAGAGACUGAGGUCAAAUCUGACCAACCAGAGGAGAAAUCGCUUCUUGUUGAUGACGAGGCCAAUGGCAGCAUCGCAGCAGCUGAUGAAGAGGAGGGACCAGAGUAUACAAAAGUAAUUUAGAACCAUUAAGGUGGGCUGACAAAUGCCUGAAUUCUGAAGGGUGCAGCAUGCACAUCAUAAUUAGUGAGCAAAAUUACUAAAGGGACAGCUUAUCAUUAUUGCAAAUAGGCUUAUUUGCUUCCUAACUGAGAGUAAAAGAAGGUACCACUCCAAAUAUGAAGCUGGAGCCACAAGAUGGUGCGAUUGGCUUUGCAUAUAGAUUAGACACAAAGGGAAGUGGUAGCCUGGCUCUGUUGAAUGUAGCAACAUCUAAUGAACCAAGUACAUUUUUUAUCCAUACUUAGAUUAGAUUAGAUUCAACUUUAUUGUCAUUGCACAGAGUACAAGUACAAGUAUGUGCAUAUGAAAAGUGGAAUAUGUAAAUAAAUAAGAUAUGUACAGUAAGAAAUGUAUAAUAGAUAUAAGUCCAAAUAUUACAAAUUUGCCUCAAGGGUCUUUACAGAUGUUCAACAAAAUGACACCUUCUGUCCUUAGAGACUCAAACUGAAUAAAUAAAAAAUUAAAAUAAAGGAAACCCGAAGAAGAGGAAUUGAGGAGGGAUCCCUCCUAAAGGACAGACUGACAUGCAUGAGAUGUCGUGUGUACAGAAUAGAUCUACGUUGCAGUCUUACAGUAUGGACGAACAGCAUGGUCAAAAUAUAGAUUGUAAAUAUACAGGGAGAAUAUGAUGCAGAGGAUGUUGACAUGUCCAUCAGAUGGGACCUGGGCCACACGACCUGGAGUGGGGACAGACAAACCAAACACAGGAGGCCAAGCCAAGCACAUCCUGAACACAUAACCUCCAUCAUCCAGCUACUCUAGCUCACUGAUCUCCAUCUUAUAUCUCUUUUUACAAAAACCUUUGCUCAGUCACCACGGUGAUAUCUACAUAUGGGACCUUGGUCACGUGAUAACCGGUGCUCCUAAAGAGCGGAUCCCCACAGAGAAGACAACCAGCAUCACAGCAACUGUGAGGAGCUCUAUGAUGCUGGACAGGAAACUGAUCCAACACCAGAAGCAUCAGAUAUCAGACUGUUGACAGAAAAACCUCCAUACAUGACAGACCUGUUAUCACAUUACUGAUGUCCCAUACCUGCAGUAGGUCACAUGAUGACAACCGUGCAAAAGAAACCAAAACGCUUUUUUAGAAUUUUUUUGUCAAAUCAUUAAAUGUUUGUGGAGCAUUGUUAUUCCAUGUAAUACCAUGGUUGUGUUAUAUUAGGCACAACAAAGUUAUGUGAAAACUCGUCCUCAACACAGAAGAGACACAAGUUUAAAUUCCAGGUAGCGUCACAUGAAGCCUGGUCACAUGAUCCCUGUGUCUGGCCUAAGGUGCCGUCUCUACUAAUGUUUAUUUACACUGUAAAAUACUGUAACAUUAAUACUAGUCAGCCUUAACCUAUUUGUGAUCUUCGGCACAGGUUUUAUUUUACUUGUUUGUGCAGUGUUGUGCCAUAAUAUUGUUAUGUUUUUAUGCUUUUUCAGUAAAAAAAUUAAAAGUGAGAGAAAAAGA